AUGGUUGUGAGCGGUACGGAGGUUGCGAAGAACAACACAAAAGACUCUUGCUGGGUCGUCGUGCAUGGUCAAGUAUGGGACGUCACAGACUUCCUGAAUGAGCACCCUGGAGGCGCAAAGCUCAUCAUCAAAUGUGCCGGCAGAGACGCAACGGAAGACUACGACUCCAUCCACAACCCAGACCUCAUCACAGAAACCCUAUCUCCAGACCGUUGUCUGGGCCCAAUAGAUCCGGCAACCCUGCCAGAGCCGCAAGGUGCCUCGUCGAACGCUCCUGACAAGCAACAGCCAGCUUUCCCACAUCUAGGCGCCAUUAUCAACGCCGACGACUUUGAAAAGGUCGCGGAAAAGUACCUCUCGCCCAUGGGCUGGGCUUACUACUACUCGGGCGCAGAAGACGAACAGAGCCUCAACGACUCGCGCCGCAUCUUCCGCAAGCUUGCUCUCCGUCCACGCAUUCUCCGAAAUGUCGAUUCCAUCUCCACGUUCACAAAUAUUCUCGGCCUCCCCUCUUCCCUUCCCUUCUACAUCUCGCCUACAGGACAGGCCAAAUACGCCCAUACCGAAGCUGAGACGAUUCUCUCGAGGGCCGCGGGCAAGGAAGGGAUCCUGUACUGCAUGCCCACCAAGCCAAGCGCGUCAGUUGAGUCCAUCUUCGGCGCCAAGGUGGACGAAGCACAGCCGUUAUUUUUCCAGCUGUACGUUGACCGGAACCAAGAUAAGGCACAAGCUACGAUUCGGAAGGCGGAGAGGUUAGGCGCUAAGGCGAUCUUUGUGACGGUCGAUUCACCCGUCAUCGGCAAGCGGGAGCGUGAUGAGAGGUUGACUGUGAGCGAUGAGCCUCUUUCGGAGCCCAGCGGCGUGGCUAAGACGACGGCUUCUGGGUUAUUGAAUGCGGGGUUGACGUGGGCAGAUCUGACAUGGAUACGGCAGACAACCUCGCUGCCUAUUGUCAUCAAGGGGAUCCAGUCAGUUGAGGACGCGGUCAUCGCUCACGAGCACGGAGUGGAUGGCAUUGUGCUGUCGAACCACGGGGGAAGGUCCCAAGACACAGCGCAGGCGCCCAUGCUCACACUCCUCGAGAUUCGGAGAUAUGCGCCGCACCUCCUUUCCCCUGAGACCAGAGCCAAGUUCCAGGUGUUCGUCGACGGCGGCAUCAGACGUGGUACGGAUAUUCUGAAGGCUAUUGCGCUUGGUGCCACGGCUGUUGGCAUCGGUCGACCAUUUUUGUACUCGAUGACGGCUGGCUAUGGCGAGGCUGGUGUGAGACGGCUAGUGCAGAUUCUCAGGCAUGAGAUACAGACUAGCAUGGCACUUGCGGGUGCCACGAGUGUGGAGGAAGUUGUACCCGAGAUGGUCAAUAGCGAGCGGGCUGAAAAAGAAGUUACAGGAAGGGUGAAGCUGUAG
Molecule: messenger RNA, 1407 nt
Organism: Colletotrichum phormii
Lineage: Eukaryota; Fungi; Ascomycota; Sordariomycetes; Glomerellales; Glomerellaceae
Product: glycolate oxidase
Exons: 2
Coding region: 1-1407 (468 amino acids)
Molecular function (GO): heme binding; oxidoreductase activity
Source: RefSeq, a predicted model, not a curated record